UAGGGCGGAUGUUGUUGUUUUGCUCCGGAUUUCUGUACCGUCUCAAUGAUCGUUUCUCAGCGAGGCCGUACGAUACACGUUAUCGCUAAUAUUUGCGUAACGUGCGUGAAACGCGUUUUUUCUCGGCGCUUCUCUCGGGAAGCAUAGAGGCCGAGGCUGGAGGCGAUGAUGGAGGACUUUGAUGAGAUAUACGAGGAGGAGGAAGAGGAAGACGAGGACAGGGCCGCGGAGGAGCAGCUGCUCAAGUACGCUCCGGACCCGGUGGUCGUUCGCGGAUCCGGACACGUCACUGUGUUUGGACUGAGCAAUAAAUUUGAGUCCGAUAUUCCCUCAGCUCUUACAGGAAAGGUUGCACCAGAGGAAUUCAAAGCCAGCAUAAACCGCGUGAACAGCUGUCUGAGGAAAGCUCUUCCUGUGAAUGUGCGCUGGCUGUUGUGUGGCUGUCUAUGCUGUUGCUGUACUCUGGGCUUUAGUCUGUGGCCGGUCAUCUGUCUUAGCAAAAGGACACGAAGAUCCUUAGAGAAGUUAUUGGAUUGGGAAAACAGCAGAUUGUAUCACAAGCUGUCUUUGCAUUGGAGACUCAGCAAACGGAAGUGUGAUACCAACAACAUGAUGGAAUAUGUCAUUCUAAUAGAGUUUCUACCCAAGAUUCCCAUCUUCAGGCCGGAUUAGCAGUGGCAGAACUGAACUUAAGCCUCCUGCGCAGUCUUCCCGAGGUGCCUUUCUCCGGUACUGUCAUGGUUGCCUCAUUCCCUUUCCCUCCACACAGACUCGGUUCAAAUACGAGCGCCACUUACCGCACUCCUCACAGAGAAAAGCACUGUUUACAACCCACACACGCACAGGCUGGGGCGCAACGUCUGUGCCGUUCUGGUUAUGCGCAGAGGGAUAUUUUCUGUCACGUUACACAGAGUCUACAAGGAGGCCGCGAUAAAACAUCCAAAGCUCUAAACUGAAACGUCUACUCACCUUUUGACACAUCACACACAAUCUACACACAAUUGGAUUCCUGUUGCUGACUACCACCUGAAUCACUGUGGAAUGGACCAGGGUGAUCCAUGAGGAACAAAUUAUAGAAACGGUCCCCGCACAAUACUUAGUUCUUUAUGUCUACCUUUCACAUAUUAUCAACCUUAAAAAAAGACAAUCAAAUACUGACUGUGCCACGCACCGACUAGACUCUUACAGACUUUUUUGGGUCUAGUUAAAGUCAAGGGCCUGAUGGGCUCCAGGUGCACCUAUGGGGUAGUGACGCAGCACAGAAUACAUUUGUUUUUGCUGUUCUCUUUUUUUUUUUUAAAUAUUUUUAGCUAUGUUUACUUGCUCUGUUUAAAAAGAUAAACAGCAAAUGUUUGUCUCGAUUUGUGUGUAUGGGUGAUUGUUUUUGUCUGGCUACAAGAAAUAUCUUCGUAUUCUCUCUUGAUAGACAAAUCAAGCAAUUUGUUAGUGUGAUCAGAUUGAAAAUAUUAAAAUAUGCAUUAUAUUUUCAGUUAUUAUUGACAGUCACACAAAAAUCACUUCUCCAGCAUAAUUUGUUAAACCCACUUAGGUUGGAGCUUGGUUAAUGCAAAAUGGAUCAUAAAUAAAUGGUUUCGAUUUAA
Molecule: messenger RNA, 1601 nt
Organism: Triplophysa dalaica
Lineage: Eukaryota; Metazoa; Chordata; Actinopteri; Cypriniformes; Nemacheilidae
Gene: chic2
Product: cysteine-rich hydrophobic domain 2
Exons: 6
Coding region: 166-672 (168 amino acids)
Source: RefSeq, a predicted model, not a curated record